Molecule: messenger RNA, 1113 nt
Organism: Gracilinanus agilis (Agile Gracile Mouse Opossum)
Lineage: Eukaryota; Metazoa; Chordata; Mammalia; Didelphimorphia; Didelphidae
Gene: CTSO
Product: cathepsin O
Exons: 9
Coding region: 1-1113 (370 amino acids)
Cellular component (GO): lysosome
Molecular function (GO): cysteine-type endopeptidase activity; metal ion binding
Source: RefSeq, a predicted model, not a curated record
AUGGCUGAGGCUGGUGGUGAUGGCAGCAGCUACAGCAGGCCUCAUCCUGAGUGCAGGUAUUUUGCCCAGGGUUUCUGUUACCGAGGACAGGACUGCCCCUUUGCUCAUGAUAGCCGUUCACUGCUAGUCUGUAAUCUCAAUCUUAAUUCCACCCUGGAGCCUGCUCCCCAUCCUGAUUCUGAACCAGCACUAUUCCCUGACUCCUUCCCCGAUCAGAAUGUCUUUGGACUCCCAAGAACUUCUCGGCCUCCAAACCCAGUGAAUGAGGAGAGUCAGAAUGUGGAAAGUCUUAAAAGACAUCACUACUUAAAUUCAUUUUCAUCCAGUGACAAUACUUCUGCCAUCUAUGGAAUAAAUCAGUUUUCUUAUUUGUUACCUGAAGAGUUUAAAGAUAUCUAUUUGAGAAGCAAACCCUCUGGCCUUCCUCUUUACUCUGAAGCACUAAAGAUGCCAACCACAUACAUGCCUUUGCCAGUGAGAUUCGACUGGAGGGAUAAACAUGUUGUAACAAAAGUAAGAAAUCAACAGAUGUGUGGAGGAUGUUGGGCCUUCAGUGUUGUGGGUAGCAUUGAAUCUGCCUAUGCAAUCAAAGGGGAGUCUUUGGAAGACUUAAGCGUCCAACAGGUCAUUGACUGUUCAUACAACAAUUUUGGCUGCAGUGGUGGUUCUACCGUUAAUGCCUUGAACUGGCUAAAUAAGACACAAGUAAGACUGGUAAAAGAUUCAGAAUACUCUUUCAAAGCCCAAACUGGAUUAUGUCAUUACUUUUCUGGAUCACAUGCUGGUGUUUCAAUUAAAGGUUACUCUUCCUAUGACUUCAGUGGUGAAGAGAAUGAGAUGGCCAGGGUCCUCCUCACCUACGGCCCCCUGGCGGUGAUCGUGGAUGCCGUGAGCUGGCAGGACUACCUGGGAGGCAUCAUCCAGCACCACUGCUCCAGCGGAGAGGCCAAUCACGCAGUCCUCAUAACGGGCUUUGACAGGACAGGAAACACUCCUUACUGGAUAGUACGAAACUCAUGGGGUCCUUCCUGGGGAGUAGAUGGUUAUGCCUUUGUUAAAAUGGGAGCUAAUGUUUGUGGUAUUGCAGAUUUGGUGUCUGCCGUGUUCGUGUGA